Pochonia chlamydosporia 170 is the source of this 915-nucleotide messenger RNA. Its product is annotated as beta-galactosidase domain-containing protein. The record is from RefSeq and is a predicted model, not a curated record. The transcript has a single exon. Lineage: Eukaryota; Fungi; Ascomycota; Sordariomycetes; Hypocreales; Clavicipitaceae. The coding region runs from base 1 to 915 and encodes 304 amino acids.
AUGGCUGCUCCAGCAGCAUGCAACAAUGCCUCAAGCCUCCAACAUUGGCUUUACAGCAGCCAAAUCGACGACCAGGCUCUUAAACUGCUAGAGAAUCCCGAACUCGUUGGUGUACAAGCACUCUACAGCUGGAAAUCCCUCGAACCUUCUCAGAACGAAUACGACUUCUCCAAUAUCAAGAACGACAUGGCUCGUGUUUCAGCAAAAGGCAAAAAGUUCUGGAUCCAGCUCCAAGACAGAACGUUCUCUCCCACCAACGACCCCGUACCCAAAUACAUGCACACGCCGCAAUACAACAACGGCAGCGCACCAACUUGCGACGGAGAAACAUGCGAUACCGACUUCAAAAUCGAUGGGUGGAUGGCGCAGCAAUGGAAUCCUGAAGUGCGAAAGCGUUACCAGGCACUGCUGAGUGCGCUAUCUAAAGAAUUUGAUGGCCAAAUCACCGGCCUCAAUUUACCUGAAACGUCUAUUGAAGUGAAUGAGAAGGAAAACAAUUUCACUAAUGAAGCUUAUUUCCGGGGUGAGCUUGAAAAUGCUGGACACGCUGUCUCGGUCUUCAAGAAGUCGUACGUUGUGCAGUACGUAAACUUUUGGCCGGAUGGCUGGAAUAAUGCCAACAACCGGUUCACCGAUUCUUUCGACUAUUACGCCGAGCAUGGUGUUGGCGUUGGCGGACCGGAUUUGAUCCCCUACAAGGAAGGUCAAGUCAAGAAUUCGUACCCAUUUAUUACCAAGUAUCAUGAUAAGGUGCCCAUCACAGUGGUAGCUGUUCAGGAACCAGAUUUGAAGGCGAUCAAUCCUGUGACUAACACGAAUUUUACAAAGGCAGAAUUUGUGGACUAUGCCACGAAUGUGUUAAAAGUUCGAAUCAUCUUUUGGGCUACAUCUUCACCUUGGUUACAAAGCAGUUAG